Messenger RNA from Brachypodium distachyon (stiff brome), 1148 nucleotides. RefSeq names its product glutathione S-transferase. NCBI's taxonomy places the organism in Eukaryota, Viridiplantae, Streptophyta, Magnoliopsida, Poales, Poaceae. Gene Ontology annotation, biological process: glutathione metabolic process; L-phenylalanine catabolic process. The transcript has 9 exons. Gene Ontology annotation, molecular function: glutathione transferase activity; maleylacetoacetate isomerase activity. Gene Ontology annotation, cellular component: cytoplasm. The record is from RefSeq and is a predicted model, not a curated record. The coding region runs from base 187 to 825 and encodes 212 amino acids.
GCAUCUUCUACUGCCCCCUGUGCAUACACUUGUUCUGCUCAGCUCUGCUCUCGCAGAAGGAGAAGACGACUCCGAGUUCUUCACCUCCGCUUCAGAGUCUGAUCAAUUCAGCUUCAUCUGGACCUGCUGCUGCACCGCACUAGUUGUUGACUGAGGAACUAAGUGUAGCAGCUGGUGCUGGCAUCAAUGGCGACGGCGAAGCCCAUCCUGUACGGUUCGUGGAUCAGCUCCUGCUCCCACCGCGUCCGGAUCGCUCUCAACCUCAAAGGUUUGGACUAUGAGUACAAGGCAGUGAACCCUCUGACAGAUCCAGACUAUGAAAAGAUCAAUCCAAUCAAGUAUAUACCAGCACUGGUAGAUGGGGACAUAGUUGUAUCUGAUUCUCUCGCUAUUAUCUUGUAUCUGGAAGAUAAGUAUCCUCAGCAUCCUCUCUUACCUAAAGAUCUCAAGACGAAAGCUCUUGAUCUUCAGAUCGCAAACAUAGUUUCCUCGAGCAUCCAACCUCUCCAGGGCUACGGCGUAAUUGGUUUAUAUGACGGUAGGUUGAGCCCAGAUGAGAGCCUUCAGGUGGUUCAACAUUACAUUAACAAGGGUUUCAGAGCAAUCGAGAAACUUUUGGAAGGAUGUGACAGCAAAUACUCCGUUGGAGAUGAAGUCCAUUUGGGAGACGUGUACUUAGCACCACAGAUCCAUGCUGCUAUCAACCGCUUCCAGAUUGAUAUGACAAAGUACCCAAUUCUGGCACGAUUUCACGACGCUUACAUGGAAAUUCCGGCAUUUCAAGCUGCACUCCCUCAGAACCAGCCAGAUGCACCUUCAUCCUAAUAAUCGAAGAACUCGAGCGGCGUGUAAGUUUCUGCAAUAAUCAAGGAGCUGGCCAUUGCAUUCCUGCAGGUUGCAGCAACAUCCGACCGUUUGUACACUCAAGUGUUUGGCGAGAAAAAUAACCAAACUCUAAGACAGAGAGUGUGUUUUAUCAACGCGUCAGGAGAAAGAAAAAGGUGCGGGCAUGCCAGUGUACUAAUGUAUACAAAUAAAGAAAACAAAGUAGGAAAACAUGUAUUUAUUAAUCUCACUAUGGAGAAACAAAAUUACAAGUUUCUUAUAAAUAAUGCGCUCCGUGUGGCCUGCUAGCAUGGCCAACAUGA